Molecule: messenger RNA, 6423 nt
Organism: Xenopus laevis (African clawed frog)
Lineage: Eukaryota; Metazoa; Chordata; Amphibia; Anura; Pipidae
Gene: tnk2.L
Product: tyrosine kinase, non-receptor, 2 L homeolog
Exons: 16
Coding region: 1119-4517 (1132 amino acids)
Biological process (GO): regulation of keratinocyte differentiation; negative regulation of epidermal growth factor receptor signaling pathway; signal transduction
Cellular component (GO): endosome; cytoplasmic vesicle membrane; nucleus
Molecular function (GO): protein kinase activity; transferase activity; nucleotide binding
Source: RefSeq, a predicted model, not a curated record
AGGACUGUGCUUCUUGGAAUGAGCUGGGACCAGCGGCUACACCCCCAGAACAACUUGUUUUGGAGUGUCCUGUCAGAGGCUCAGAGACGACUGGGAUACAAAGCUGCUGCUGAGGACUGUAAAUGAAAGAGCCACGCUAUGAGAUCAACUUGGCAUUCUCCCCUAAAAAAGUCUCAGGCUGCACAAGUAAUAAACACAUGAUCCCCGGAGAAGCCAUUGCAUUUUCUUAUUUCUGCUCUGAUGGAUUCCCUAUGAUCUUUAAUUCCCUUACAAAAUGGAUUUAUAAUUACCUUCACAGCCCAUUCCAGACUCUGCUAGUGUUUCCAGCUGGCAGUUGAGGCUAUUUCGUAACAGAGGGUCCUAUUUACUAGCGACUGGAUGUCACAAUCUAGGCCGUUCAUUUCUGAGUUGUUGGGGCUUUAAAGCUCGCUCCAGAUAUCAGAGGGAACCCAAGCGAAACAUCGGCAAUGCUCAUAGUGUGGAACACUGGCUCUUUGCAUAGGGGAAGACUGCAGCAUAUUUUCCAGAAAAAUUAACAUUGAACACAUCUGUGAGAUGGGACACAGGGAAAACACUGCUUCUGUAAUGAACUCCCUCUUAUCUUCUCACCGCUUGGCUUAUUUUUUCUACUUUUCCCACCAGCUUUCCAGUAUGAUUACAAGGGCCUUUUAUUAACUCUGGAAUCUGUAAAUUACUUUCGUAGAAUGGAUAUUUUUGGCAGCUGUUUGAUGUCUUUUGGGACCAAAUGUAAAUCUGCAUUAUUUACUACUAAGAUCAGCUUCUGUUAGUAAUGCAUAAGCGGAACAGAAGAUGAAGAUAUCGUACAUGGUUUGGAUUAUUUGUGAAUUCCAGUUUCUAUAUUUUAGGAUGCAGAGCCAAAAACACCGUUGUCUCUUCUCUCUCCCCCCACAACCACCCUUUCCUUUCUUUCCUUCCUGCUAAGGAGAUAAUUAGUGCAUACAGGCCACAAACAGCAGCAUAUAUUGUGGGAUAUCCAGGAGUGGCUUGCUGUUGCCUCAUCACUUCUGCUUGGAAUGUUUGGAAAGCUUUGACUAAAACUUUGGAUAUACCAUUUCUACCUUUCUUGGCUAUUUUGUGUGGAACUAAGCAUUACAGAUAUGAAGCGUCUCCAGGCAUGGACGAGUUCCAUUCCCUUUUUCUCUCGCUUUAAUAUAUAUAAAAGGUUUGGUAAUAGCAUGCAGUCAGAUGAAGGCUCAGAGUGGCUUCUGGAGCUCCUGAGCGAGGUGCAGCUGCAACAGUACUUCUUGCAAAUUCGUGACGAUCUCAAUAUCACAAGGCUUUCUCACUUUGAUUACGUCAAGAAUGAGGACCUGGAAAAGAUUGGGAUGGGCCGGCCAGGCCAGAGGAGGUUGUUGGAUGCUGUAAAGAGAAGAAAGGCAAUUUGCAAGCGCAAAUCUUGGAUGAGCAAGGUGUUCAGUGGUAAGCGGCCAGAAUCAGAAUUUGCAUCUCAGCCCCAGAGUACUUUUCGUAAGCCCCCAAGCCCACCACCACUUGAGGGGCAACAAGCGCUCACUUGCCUUAUUAGUGAGAAAGACCUGUCCAUGUUUGAAAAGCUAGGGGAUGGGUCGUUUGGAGUGGUGCGAAGAGGAGAAUGGAACACACCAAAUGGCAAGUUGUUCAAUGUAGCUGUGAAGUGCUUGAAGACAGAUGUCUUGACCCAGCCAGAUGUUCUGGAUGACUUUAUCAGAGAGGUCAACGCAAUGCAUUCCCUUGACCAUAUUAAUCUCAUCCGGCUCUAUGGAGUGGUCCUUACACACCCUAUGAAGAUGGUAACAGAGCUUGCACCCAUGGGCUCUCUUCUGGAUCGUCUUAGGAAGAACCAGGGUUACUUCCUUAUCUCCACGCUUUGUCACUAUGCCAUUCAGAUUGCCAAUGGUAUGGCUUACCUGGAGUCCAAACGUUUUAUUCAUCGGGACUUAGCAGCAAGGAACAUUCUGCUCUCCUCAAAAGACUUAGUGAAGAUUGGAGACUUUGGCCUCAUGAGGGCAUUACCCAAGAAUGAUGAUCACUAUGUCAUGCAGGAACAUCGCAAAGUGCCCUUUGCCUGGUGUGCACCAGAAAGCCUAAAGACUCGAACUUUCUCUCAUGCCAGUGACACCUGGAUGUUUGGAGUGACGCUGUGGGAGAUGUUCACAUAUGGGCAAGAGCCAUGGAUAGGACUCAAUGGCAGCCAGAUUCUUCAUAAGAUUGAUAAGGAAGGUGAAAGACUGCUACGGCCCGAAGAUAGCCCACAGGACAUCUAUAAUGUAAUGUUACAGUGCUGGGCUCAUAAGCCAGAGGACAGGCCAACAUUUGUAGCACUUAGAGACUUCCUGGUGGAGGCUCGGCCAACAGAUAUGCGUGCCCUUCAGGACUUCCAGGAACCAGACAAGCUCCAUAUCCAGAUGAAUGAUGUUAUUACAGUCAUCGAGGGCAGGGCAGAAAACUACUGGUGGAGAGGGCAGAACAAACGAACCCUGAAGGUGGGACAGUUCCCACGGAACACUGUUACUUCAGUAGCUGGCCUGUCUGCUCACGAUAUCAGCCGACCCCUUAAAAACAGCUUUAUCCACACAGGCCAUGGAGAUACUGUACCUGCUCAGUGCUGGGGCUUUCCUGACCGGAUUGAUGAGCUGUACUUGGGAAAUCCCAUGGACCCACCUGAUAUUCUAGGUCUGGAUCAAGGCACUGCUAGACCCACCCAGCUUCCCAGUAGGGCAAAAAGGGAGCCUCCACCUCGCCCUCCUCAGCCGACUGCCAGGGGAAAGAGUAAGUUUCACGGUUCCAUCCUUCGUGCUCCAUGCUCCUGCCCACUCUGUGCAAUUAUUGUUCCACUCUUUCAAGAACCAUCUUAUAAUAUUGUCAAUGGAGAAGACGAUUCAGUCACUUUGGGAAUCAAGAAGCUCUACCUUAAGAAGCCAACUCCAGCUAAAGGUCUCAAACUAGUCAAACCUUCAGCUCGGGUAACUGGCACUAAAGUUACUGACAGACAGCUGUCUGACAUAAAGAGCAACAGCUUGAGAGAAGAGGAGUUAAUAGACUUUGGAGAGGAUCUGAGUUCCAUCAGCCCAGGUUACCUUUCCCCAGCAGUGGAGCAGACUGCCCCUUCCUUAGCAAAACUGGCAAUGGAGGCUUUUUCAUUGCUUGAUAAAACUCCCCCUCAAAGUCCUUCCCGAUCCUUGCCACGCCCUUUACAUCCAACUCCUGUGGUGGAUUGGGAUUCAAAACCUCUACCUGCUCCACCAGCUUAUGAUGAGGUAGCACAAGAUGAGGAUGAUUUUGAAGUGUGCUCUAUUAACAGUUCUGAUGUACUUUUGACCCAGAAGGAAAAAGUCACUGUAAAUUUGCUUCAGAGGGCCAGGGAAAAAGGUGAGACUAACUAUGGAUAUAUAAAGGAAGAGGAACGUUCCAACUGCAAAGGAAAAGUCGAAGACAAUCUCUUCCUACCUCCAAAAGAUACUAAGCAACCCAGCUUUUCACAGACAUCAGAGAUCUUUGAAGAACUGCAGCAAGAAUGCAUGAAAAGACUUAACGUUCCUCCUUGCACCUCACUGGCUUCAACGCCGAGCCCUAGCACCUCAAUAAUGAACAUAAAUGUGACCCCCUCAGAGGACAAACCUCAAAUACCUCCCCGGAUUCCUAUACCUCCUAGGCCUGCUCGACGUAAUGAACAUGACCGAUGGUCUGGUGAACUUUCACCGGCCUUUGGUGCAGAGGAGAUUGGUCGGCCUCCUCUAUUGCCACCUAGGGACCCAUUUUCUCAACCCACCUCUAGAACUCCAAGUCCCAUGGCUUUUCAGGUGGGUUCCCCACAGCAGAGAUCAAACCUAUGCUCACCCAUGUCCAUUGGUGCCUACCUUUCUACAUCUCCUGGAAAACCGAUGCCUACCACACAGAGUUUUGCAUCUGAUCCCAAAUAUGCUACCCCUAAGGUCAUACAAGCUCAAGGAAAAGACCAAGUUAAAGGUCCUUGUAUUUUGCCUAUUGUGAAAGAUGGCAAGAAGGUCAGCAACACACACUACUACCUUUUGCCUGAGAGGCCUUCAUACUUGGACAAGUAUGAGAAGUUUUUUAAAGAAGCCCAAAGUCCAGAGGAGUCUUCAGUUGUUAGGAAUAUCACUACAGCAACUGUGAGGCCUAUGAUUCAACAAACUGAUUAUAAAGCUAACUUCUCAUCCAACAACAGUAACUGUUCUUCUAAGAGUACUGUAAAAACUUCUUGUAGUUUGCAGAAGAUUGUUUACGAUGGGCCAGAUUACAUCAGGCCUGGAGAGAAAAUACGACUGGUUCAGGACAUGGUUCAUGGAGUGACAACUGAGGAAUGUCAGACAGCUUUACAGAACCAUGGCUGGAAUGUACAAAAAGCAAUCCAGUAUUUGAAGGUUGAGCAGCUGUUCUGCCUUGGACUGAAGUCCCGAACAGAGUGUCACAAAGUACUGGAGAUGUUUGACUGGAACCUGGAAACUGCCAGUUCCCAUCUACUUGAAUCGUACAGUGGGAUACAGCAAAAGCAAUGAUGCUUUGCCCUGGUGGGAACACUUCUGGCAUUAAACAACUGCACAGCAAAACCAUCUGGAUUCAUCUAAUCUAAAAAUCCAGCUGCAGAAGAAGUGCAUUCUAUAUGUGCUCCAGUUUCUGAACCUGCACGUGCGGCAGCUUUCUUCCCCCUGAGGGGUGAACCGACCCAGUGUUCUGCUACAUAGACUCAUGUUAAAGGGGAACUCCGGUUUUCAAAAAAAUCUUCAGAUCUCUAAGUUGUAGUAAAACACAUAUUUUAUCAAUUGCAAUGCAUUAUUUUUUUCUUAGCUUUUAGAGACAAUUUAACUCUAAAAAUGCUUCUAACGGUCACUCAGCCUUUUUCUUCUUCACCGUUCCUGACUCCAGUUACAGACAGCUUCAGUGAAAAUCAUAACGUCAUCAUUCUUAGCAGGAAGCACAGCCAUAACCAAGACAACUUCUCCCUCCUGCUGAUUGAGUUGUCCAUCAGAAGACCAGGUCAUGCUCCCCCACAUAGCUGCCUACAGCAAGUCAGCAGGGAGAGGAGGGAGCUGUCGCAUGCUGCGCUGGAAACUCUGGAGGAGUCCUCACUGAGGGAGCAGCAGAUCAGCUGUGUGUCUUGUGUCUGCUUGUCUCAGCUGCCUCACCAGUAAGUUACUGGUUACUUGUGAGCAAUAAGGCCAGCAGUCUACGGCGGAGGAUUGUGGUAAGAGUGAUGACACAGCUGAUCUGCUGCUCCCUCAGUGAGGCCUCCUCCAGAGUUUCCAGCGCAGCAUGCGACAGCUCCCUCCUCCCUGCUGACUUGCUGUAGUUGCGCUGCCAUACAAUUGCACUUACAUUUUUAACUAUCAGGCAGGGGGAUGGUUAACUUGGGAACCGCUGUGUUGGAAGGGCGGUGUGGGUGGCUCUUGCGCCAUGGUUGUGGUAUUUGGCAGAAGUAAUUUUCAGGCAGGACAUAGCGAUCUUUCAGUACCGGCAUUUGAAGUAACUGCGCUCAUCAAAGGAGACGCGGUGCGGGCUGAAAAGCGAGCCGAUUAUCAGACGCUCGUAGAAUUAUCUCCAUUUAAUAAGGAAACAGUGACUACAGGCAGAACGUAGCGAUCCUGCAAUAUCGAUAUUUUAAGCAACUGUGCUCAUUUUGGGAGCGGUGUUGGUUUAAUAACAGAAUAGAGUGUCAUAUUUACAUUGAGGGAGAGAAGCUAGGAUUAUAUAUAGCACUUUGCAGGUUUUUAGAGCAAUGCCUGUUAAACAGCUGUGUGCCAAAAGCAGACCAGGAGUACUGCACAAAAAGUCUCUGCCCAGGAAAUGAUAAACUUAUGAAGAGAGGCAUUGUGGGGGAUGUAGUUUUUAGCCAUACCAUUUGAAUAACUCAUGAUGAUGUCACAAGCACAUUGAACACUCCUACUCUGGAGGACUUUUGAAAAUAAACAGAUGAAUGCAGCUUGCUUUAUGGAUCAGAAAGCAGGUAAAAUCAUAUUUAAAGAUUAAGAGGUGGGAAUUUUGGGAUGCUUCAUAUUAUUUUACAUAUUAAGGCCAGCGAACUGAAGAUUUUUUUGUGAACCCGGAGUUCCCCUUUAAUGUUGCAUUUUCUCUUUUAAUGUUUGUUUUUUUUUUCUUCCUACCCAUUGUUCAUUUUGUUAACUCAUUGUUUUUAUAAAAAAAGAUGUGUAAUUUUAAUAUAUAUAUAUAUAUAUAUAUAUAAAUCUCUCUCUCUAUAUAUAUAUAUAUGAAUAUAUAAAUAUAAGAUAUAAAGUUUAUUUGGAGAAAAGAAAAAAUGAUGAAAGAUAUGGAUAUUAUUUACUUUAUAUGAAGAAAGAACAUAUACCAUUCAACUAAAGUAAUCGCAGGUUUUGUUUAGAUAGGAUCAAAUAUGCGAUACUUCACAAAACUGGCAGGCAAUUAUAAGGUGAAAUAAAACUUUUACUG